CUAAGCAGAUACCCCCACACACAUCAACGCAUCAAGUAUACGGGUAAGACCUGUCACCUACCCACCUAAACACCAGCCACCUAAGACUGGUCUAUGGACUUUAAACGGAUGAAAAAAACAGAGCGCAAAGAAAGGACGAGCCUAUUGUUUUCAUGCUAAGGGGGCCAAGUAAGCCGAUCAUUUAAAACCCGUUUGACGCGCAGAGAGAGUUCUGGUAUUUUGCUGAGGGAGAGACAGAGGAACGCAUUCGUAACAGUCGCAAAGGAGAAGGAAAAAAACCCAGUAAUUGUUUAGCACGUUAUCUGGAAAGGGGAUUGCUGGCGAGCAACGAGGUUGUGAAGAAAGCUUUCUUUCACACCUCGCCAUGGUGUUCAAAGUUUUUGCUGUGACAUUAUGUGUCACAUUCCUGCACGUGACUACAGGUGCAGCCUUUGUGACCCCUGAACCUGAGGCUCCCACUAUGACUUCUAAUGUCCGGCCCCUGGGUGAGUUGAUCCAUGCAGUGCUGCUGAGUAAGGAGUAUCUUGGCCAAUCCUCUGGCAGCUUAGGCACAACCACCAAUCCAACCCAGGCUGUCCCAUCCAUCCAUCCUACCUCCACAGUGACGUCACCAGGUGUUCUCACCACUGCUGUGACCUCAUCAACUGCCCCCCAGGUUAGCCAUUUGAGAGGAAGGGGCAGUGUUACAUCACCACCAGCUGAGGAGGAGACCACAACAACACUCAUCACCACUACAACAAUAACUACAGUCCACACACCAGUGCAGUGUAAUGCUAGUCUGUCUGGGAUGGAGGGGAUAGUGGAAUCUCCAGACCCACUGUCUUCAUCAACCCCAUUUUCACCACUGGAGUGUACCUACAGCAUCACUGUGUACCCUGGAUACGGAGUGGAAAUACAGGUGAAGAAGGUGAACUUGUCCAAGGAGGAGUCUCUCGCCAUCUUAGGGCUGGGAGGACCAGUGCCCGAACUCUUAGCCAAUGAGACAAUGAUGAGCGAAGGUCAGGUGAUUCGAAGCUCAACCAAUCAGGUGCAGAUUAACUACCGGAGCUUGAAGCAGACCAAUCAUGGGAUUUUCAGCCUUCACUAUCAAGCAUUCCUCCUUUCCUGCUCAUUCCCUCUUUCUCCUGAGGGGGGUGGAGUGACUGUUACAGACAUUCAUCCGGGUGGGCAGGCUCACUUCCACUGCGACCCUGGCUUCCAGGUCAGAGGCCAUGAGGUUGCCACUUGUCUGAACUCCACCCGACCUCGAUGGAGUACACCUGAGCCUCGGUGUGUGGCUGUAUCCUGUGGCGGAUGGAUCAGAAAUGCGACUGUGGGUCGUAUCCUUUCCCCCACUGUCCCCUCCACCAGUAACCUGAGCAGUGGCAGUAACCUGAGCUGCCAUUGGCUACUGGAAGCCAAGGACGGCCACAGACUCCACCUCCACUUUGAGAGAGUGGCUCUCGAUGAAGACAACGAUAAACUGAUUGUCCGCAGUGGGAAUAACUCCAAUGCUCCCCUUCUCUUUGACUCGGAUCUGGAUGAUGUACCGGAGCGUGGGAUCGUGAGUGAGGGAUCAUCACUCUAUCUGGAGCUAACAGCCGACUCCUCCUCCAUCCCGCUACUGCUUGCACUUCGCUAUGAGGCUUUCGAUGGCGAGCACUGUUAUGAACCCUACGUGCCUCAUGGGAAUUUCAGCAGCAGUGACAUCGCCUUUCCUCUCGGCACAACAGUAACUUUCUCCUGCUCUCCUGGCUUUGUUAUGGAGCAGGGGUCAGGGGUCAUGGAGUGUGUUGACCCCAGUGACCCCCACUGGAAUGAGAGUGAGCCUGUGUGCAGAGCUCUAUGUGGGGGGGAGUUGACCGACGCAACCGGAACAGUGCUGUCACCUGAUUGGCCAGGGAGCUACUCCAAGGGGCAGGACUGUGUGUGGCAGAUCCAUGUCAGUGAGGACAAGCGCAUAGAGCUAGAUGUGCAGAUUUUGAACAUCCGUCAUAACGACAUUCUCACUAUAUUUGAUGGGCAUGAUCUCACGUCCCAUGUGAUUGGCCAGUAUCUGGGGUCACGGGAAAGGUUUCGGGUCGUGUCUGGUGGUUCUGAGGUCACUAUUCAGUUUCAGAGUGAUCCUGAUGACUCCACCUUCAUUAUGAGUCAAGGCUUCCUGAUACAUUAUCGAGAGGUGGAGCCUAAUGACACAUGCACUGCACUCCCACCAAUCGAAUUUGGCUGGAGUAGCUCUUCUCAUCCCUCUCUUGUGAGGGGCAGUGUGCUAACCUAUCAGUGUCAACCUGGCUAUGACAUUGUGGGUUCAGACAUCAUCACCUGCCAGUGGGAUCUGUCUUGGAGCAACAACCCACCUAUUUGUGUGAAAAGCUUUGACCGUCCUACAGUACAGCAGUGUCCUGAUCCAGGAGAGGUAGUGAACGGAGCACGUUCAGUUCACCCAGAGCUCAGCUUCACCGUUGGAACAGUGGUGCACUUCACCUGUAAUCAAGGCUACCAGCUAGAAGGCCCCAGUCAAAUCUCCUGCUAUGGCAGAGACACUGGCAUGCCUAAAUGGAGCGACCGCAGUCCUAAAUGUGUCUUGAAGUAUGAUCCAUGCCCAAAUCCUGGUGUGCCAGACAAUGGUUACCAGACUCUUUAUAAACACAGUUACCAAGCAGGGGAGACGCUGCGCUUUUUCUGUUACGAGGGCUAUGAGCUCGUUGGAGAGGUUAUCAUCAACUGUGUCCCAGGGCACCCCUCCCAGUGGAAUAGCCCACCACCUUUCUGCAAAGUGGCCUAUGAGGAGCUGCUGGAAGACCAUAGACUGGAAGUCUCCCAGUCAUUAGAGGCCUCCCACCAAAUGCUGAGUGAGAACAUUGCAUUGGCCAUCAUCUUGCCAAUCAUUCUGGUGAUUCUUCUGAUUGGUGGAAUCUACAUGUACUACACUAAUGUGUGUAGGUUGCAGUGGAAGCCCUUGUUUUGGAAAUCCCUUUCACACACUCACUCCUACAGUCCUAUUACAGUGGAGUCGGACUUCAACAAUCCUCUGUAUGAAGCAGGGGACACAAGGGAGUAUGAGGUGUCCAUCUGAAGCCGAUGUCGUGUGAUGAAAGAUUCUAAAUCAAAGACGGAACGAAGGAAAACAAACAAAGGGAUGAUAUUAUUUCUCUCCACAAGUCAACUUUAUUUCUCUGACCUUUCUCUUUCAGUCUCUUUUCAAUCUCAGUGCUCUUUGCUGACUCAUUUACCAGUGAAUGUGUGUGUGUGUGCGUGUGUGUGUGUGUGUGUGUGUGUGCGUGCGUGUGUGUGCGUGUGUGUGUGUGUGUG
Molecule: messenger RNA, 3291 nt
Organism: Electrophorus electricus (electric eel)
Lineage: Eukaryota; Metazoa; Chordata; Actinopteri; Gymnotiformes; Gymnotidae
Source: RefSeq, a predicted model, not a curated record